UCGGGAGAUCCUCUGUUUCACGUACUAGGAUAGUGAGUAAACUCUGGCAGAUCGGAUCAGAGUACAGUCCUACUCACUCGAUCACUCUUCUUCGCUACGAUAACAGGGAAUGUUCCGUUCGUUCAUGCUCUCGUCCAACUCCAAGCGCGUCUACUUUUUUGGUAUUUCCUUUUGACCCUUGCCUUAACAGUGAAGCUUUCAAAUUGAAACUUGCAGCUGUAGCAUCAAUAGGGGCAUGGUGGAUUCCUUUGGGAUUGGGGGGUUUUUCUCAAAAGGGAAUUGCCUGCCUGAAGCCUGAAAUUAUGGGGUGCGAGUGGGCCAUGACGUUUUGAAGCUUUUAAGAAAAAAACAAAAGCUUGGGGUUGACUCUUCCGCCCCCGCCAGAUCGAUCUGGUCAGUGGGUGAUCACCGAUUCGCUCGUUGAAUAAACAAUUCGAUAACCCAAUCCAUCUCUGGGAUCGAUUCCUUCUACUUCCCUGCUAAUCCCAAAGCGAAACAGUUCCACUGAACCUUCCUUCUCUCGAUGGGUUGCGGCCAAUCCAAGAUCGAGAACGAGGAGGCGGUGUCGCGGUGCAAGGACCGCAAGCUCUACAUGAAGGAAGCGGUGACGUCCCGCAACGCCUUCGCGGCCGCCCACUCCUCCUACGCCACCUAUUUGAAGAACACGGGCGCUGCCCUCAGUGACUACGCGCACGGCGAGGUCACCCACUUUCCUAUCUCCGCCUCCGUCGCCCAACCGGCUCCACCCUCCUCCUCUUCCUCCUCUGCCGCCGCCGCCGCCGCCGCGUCCAUAGACAAUCUGCCUCCCCCUCCUCCUCUUCCUCCUCCUCCUCCUCUCCCUAAUCCCCCUCCCGCCAGCUUUCCCUCCCCGCUCCAGCGCGCCGCCACCAUGCCCGAGCUCAAGAUCGCCAAGUCCGAGCCGCCAGGGCCCGUGGCCGCGCCGAUCAUGGAGGAGGAGGAGGAGGAGGGCGACGACUCCGACGGCGAGGACCCGCGUACCCGCCUGAGAAGACGUUCCGGUAGCAGUAACAGGAACGCUAGAGUUUUGGAGGACGAGGGGGUCCCGCCGCCGGUGACUAGGGUCCCGCAGGAGGAGGUGCCGAUGCCGCCGCCGCCGCAACACCACGAUAGUCCGUACGAUUACUUCUUCGCGGAGGACACCAUGCACAGGACGACCUUGAGCGACCCGCCGCCGUUGGAGGAGGUGGGCGUGAGGAACGGGGAGACUGAGCGUAUGGUGUUCAAGGAAAAGCCUAAGAGAGUGGAAGAUGACGGCGAUGGUGGUGGGGAAGGGAGCGGGGUUGAGAAGGUUGAGGUUGCGGCGCCUGCGAUGGGGAAGAUUGUGAAGAAGGUGAAGCAGGGGGGUGGUGGGGCGGAGGGGAAGAGGGUGGCGAAGGGGAGUGCGAAUUUGUUGCAGAUAUUUUUGGAGCUUGAUGACCAUUUCUUGAAGGCUUCGGAGAGUGCCCACGAUGUUUCGAAGAUGCUCGAGGCUACCCGGUUACACUAUCACUCUAACUUCGCCGAUAAUCGAGGUCAUAUCGAUCACUCGUCUAGAGUGAUGCGUGUUAUUACAUGGAAUCGAUCAUUUAAAGCGUUAAAUAAUGACAAUGACAAUGGGAAGGAUGAGAUUGACUCGGAAGAGCAAGAAACUCAUGCCACUGUGCUGGAUAAGUUGCUAGCAUGGGAGAAAAAGCUAUAUGAUGAAGUGAAGGCAGGUGAGCUUAUGAAAUUUGAGUACCAAAAAAAGGUUGCUUCACUGAACAGGCUAAAGAAACGAGGUACCAACUCUGAAGCAUUGGAGAAAGCAAAAGCAGGAGUAAGUCAUCUUCACACAAGAUACAUUGUUGACAUGCAAUCCAUGGAUUCUACGGUUUUAGAGAUAAACCGUUUACGGGAUGAACAAUUAUACCCAAAACUUGUUCAGCUUGUCAAUGGGAUGGCCUAUAUGUGGGCAGCAAUGCGAUUUCACCAUCAGAGCCAGUCAAAGAUUGUGACAGCCCUGGGAUCUCUUGACAUCUCCCAAUCGCCCAAGGAAACACAUGAGCACCACCAUGAGCGCACAAUCCAGCUGAUGGCAGUUGUGCAGGACUGGCAUUCACAAUUUCAGAAGCUAGUGACCCAUCAGAAAGAGUACAUUAAGGCCCUCAACAAUUGGUUAAAACUAAAUCUCAUCCCCAUUGAGAGCAGCUUGAAAGAGAAGGUUUCUUCACCACCAAGGAUUCAAAACCCCCCUAUUCAGGAACUGCUCCAUGCUUGGCAUAAUCAUCUGGAGAAACUACCUGAUGAACUUGCAAGAACAGCUAUAUUCAACUUUGCUGCUGUAUUAAAUACUAUAUUUCAGCAACAAGAAGAAGAGCUGAAAUUGAAGCAAAAAUGUGAAGACACCCAGAAGGACCUUGACCGCAAGAUCCGGCAAUUUCAAGACUGGUACGAAAAGUACAUGAAGAAGAGGGCACAAGAUGAUUUUGAUCCAGAGGGGGCAGAAGAUAACACUCAAAAAGAUCUUGCGGAGAAGCAGUUUAUGGUGGACUCAAUGAAGAAGAAGUUGGAGGACGAUGUGGAAGCCUACCAGAGGCACUGCCUUCAGGUGAGGGAGAAGUCUUUGGCAAGUUUAAAGACCCGCUUGCCAGAGCUCUUUAGAGCAAUGUCAGAUUUUGCUGAUGCAUGUUCAAAAAUGUACGCAAACUUGAGUCCCAUAUCAAAGCCCCACAAUUCAAGCCAGAUCUCAUCAUGAGAAUGUUUUGUCAGCCUGGCAUUAUUUUCUUAUUUGUGAUAGUUGUAUUGUUACAUAACUUACAAUCUCUUGCAGUCCUUUAUUUGGGAUAGGCCCCGACUGAGAUGAUAUUAUGCAGUUGUGUCCAUCAAAUUGAUUUUCGGCAUAAUGUUGUUAGUUC
Alnus glutinosa is the source of this 2894-nucleotide messenger RNA. Its product is annotated as protein ROLLING AND ERECT LEAF 2-like. The transcript is spliced from 4 exons. The record is from RefSeq and is a predicted model, not a curated record. Bases 524 to 2734 code for a protein of 736 amino acids. Lineage: Eukaryota; Viridiplantae; Streptophyta; Magnoliopsida; Fagales; Betulaceae.